Argiope bruennichi is the source of this 917-nucleotide messenger RNA. RefSeq lists its product as uncharacterized. Lineage: Eukaryota; Metazoa; Arthropoda; Arachnida; Araneae; Araneidae. The record is from RefSeq and is a predicted model, not a curated record. Gene Ontology annotation, molecular function: signaling receptor binding. Bases 143 to 643 code for a protein of 166 amino acids. The transcript has 5 exons.
UGCGAAACCCUCUCAACAUAAACCAAACGAUACAUCGCUCAAACGGACACUUCUUUUAAACGUAACAGGACCUCCUCGUUUGGGCUUUCUCACUCAUCUUGGAACUCAAAUUCAUCCCAGCUUCAUCCCUUCGACACACAGAAUGGCCAGCAGAUCGAAAUUCCUCUGCCAAAGCACAGCGGUUGGAUUAUCUUUGGUGUUUGUAUUAGUCUCCUCAGUUAACUCUGAUUUCCUAGACACAGAACAAAGUUCAAGUGCACAGAAACAUACAAGGCAAAAGCGCUCUUUGACGGUGGAAGAGGUGGACCUCGUGGAAGUGUGCUCUUCUGUGCAGAGCUUCGAACAGAUGCAGACAGCGGUCAACGUUGACUUGCUCACUGUCGAGAUACACCCAGAGGCUUGGGUCUUUGCCACCAGAUGCAGGGUACCGGGAAAGCCCUGCAGAGGAUUCGACAAUGACAUUCAAUCCAUCUGCAGACCGAAGAAAUCUUGGGUACAGGUAUACGGACGGACCUCUGGGGACACCUGGCGACCUCACUGGGUGGCCGUGGACACUGCUUGCGUGUGUUCCAUCCGGAAAAAGAGACUCAUGUCUCUAGCGACCGGAAGAACACCUCUCACGGGUAAAAAUUUCCUUCCAUAAUCUAACAAAAAAAGGGAUGGUUGUGUACCCCCUCCUCUUCGAUGCUCAGUUCCCUUUUAUCAAUCCCUGCGACCUUGUGGACUGUGUGGAAUUUUAUUGGUUUCUGUUGUCAUUCUAUUUAUAAACAUUUGACACUAGACAAUCACGAUGACCUUGUAGAGAAGAAUUUCCAGCGUCUUGAGUGUAUCCCUCCAAUCAUAUUGUCACUCCCGGUGUAUAGACUAUUUGAAUAAUGUAUUUAUGUUGUUAAAUAAAAUACUUUGUCUCUGAACAA